AUGAAUGAGUUGUAUGAGGCCGCCCACAUUACUCGGCCCAUUUUGAAAGAAAAGGUCGAGAAGCUGGUGCAACAAGUCUGCCAAAGUCUCAGCGACGAUCCAGAUACUGUUGAGAUAAAGCUCCCAGAGCUCAAGGGCAGAGAAAGAGCCAGCCGCAAAGCUCAGGAUGACUAUUCAGGCCGCGUACCUGGUCCAGGUAUUGCAUGGUUGUAUGAUGUUCUUCGAUGUAGCAUCUUGUUCCAGUCUGCGGAUCAAGUAUUGAAAUGCAUUGAUAUUUUAGAGCAAGACGAAACCUUUCACAUUGUCAAGGUUCAAAAUCGAUUUCAGAUUCCCGCCUUGACUGGAUAUCGAGACCUUAAUUUUCACAUUCAACUCGAUGGUGGCGGCGGCUUUCAACACAUUUGUGAGAUUCAAGUGCACCAUCGAGCCAUCCAAUGCUUGGAUUACACUUUGAUGACGCACAAUUACUAUGAGUACUUUCGGUCUUACUUUUCGGGGGCGACUGGUAGUCUGGAGGAACGAUUGAACGAUUUAAAGUUGAUUGGUAAAGGUGUGGCCGUGGUGAACGAAUCCUUCUUGGACGACCUGUUGCAACAAAGUGAAGAAGAAGAUAGAUCAAGGCUGAGGCGACUGGCAAAGCUAUUUGAAGAACAACUAUGUGAACAUGAGUGGGCACUCAAAGUUUGGGAGCGAGUGCUGGUGCUCGAAACAUUGAGGAAUGGAGAAGAUUAUGUUUUCUUAUCAGAUGUUUACUACUUUGUGGCAGGCACAUUGAAACAGCUAGGUCAAGUAGAACGAGCAUUGGAAUUCUAUCAAAAGGCAAUAGAUAUUCGGUUGGAGAAUUCUGGGGAAGAUCCAAUCGAAGGGCUAGAAGCAUAUCGAUACUCUUUGGACUGGUCCUUUAUGCAAAAGGGCGGCGUGUCUUUGGCAGACAUUUACAAUGAGAUGGGGCUCUUACUUUUUGAACAGCAAGCUGACCUUCGUGGAUCUAUACUGCAUUUCCAGCGAUCUCUAAAAAUCAAGAAGGAACAUUAUAAGACAUCAGAUCACCCCUCAGUGACCAAGACAUAUGCAAAUCUCGCGAUGGUACUCCGAUUCAACUGA
Messenger RNA from Cylindrotheca closterium, 1104 nucleotides. The record is from the annotation of a GenBank genome assembly. Lineage: Eukaryota; Bacillariophyta; Bacillariophyceae; Bacillariales; Bacillariaceae.